UUCUUUGUAGCCUAAUUGCUGAAGAAGACACAGCAGGAAGCAGAAGUUUUUAAAUGGCUGGACUGAAAUAAAUUAGCCAUAUCUAUAGUAAAAAAAUAUUUUCAGAAUUAACCAACAUUUUAAAAUCAGUAUUUUGUGGACUUCUAGGUCAAUGGUGCAACUAUCAAAGAUAAUAUUUGGAAAAUAAAGGCAUUGCAAGACUGCUUGGAAUCUAUUUUAUUUCUACCACUCAGUUCAGAUAUAUUUGCCUCUUGAAUAUUUCUGAAUUCAAACAUGAGGCUGAUCAUCUUUAUUUUGUUCACUGUGAUGCAUGUUUCAAUCACAUUAUACGGACCAAGUCUACUGAUAAGUCAUACGGGUGGAUCAGUGACAAUCAAAUGCUAUUAUGUAACCACCUCAGUGAAUAAGCAUGACAGAAAAUUUUUGUGCAAGGAAUCGCCAUAUAAAAGCUGUCAAACCAUCAUUUCUAGUAAUGCUUUCAUUCAUCAAGAUUACAAAGGAAGAGUGUCAAUGUACAACAACCCUCAAAAGGGGAUUUUGCAAGUGACAAUGAGUCAGCUGAAAAGGACAGAUUCCAGUAAUUACAGAUGUGGCCUUGGCAACAUAAAUGAUGGUUUAUAUGUUAGAGUGAAUUUAACUAUUUUGGAAGGCCUGGAUUUGCCCAAAUCCCCUCAAAUUGUCUGGGGUAAGCUGAAAGGAUCGGUGGAACUCCAAUGCCUGUCUGAAACUCCCAGGCUGGAAAUCUUGUGCAAGAUGAUCCGUACUGGUUGUUUUCCCAUAGUAGACAAAAGAAAAAGCAAGAGUAGACAGCACAGUCACCGAAUUGUGAUGACCAGUGGAAAUAGCUCAGGACCUUUCAAUGUUAUUAUAAAUGAGCUGGAAAGAAAAGACUCUGGAAUCUAUAUGUGCGGGACAAGAAAACUGGGCAAGAAUGCAAGCACAAGAACCAUACAACUGCAGGUUGUAGAGGAAUCUGUUUUCUCUAAUAUCUUAAGUGAUGCCCAAACUACAUGUGAAUUGCAGACUGUUAAUACAUCUUCCUACUGGCAGGUGACAUCUACAGACGAAGUCAACAAAGAAAGCACACUAAUCACCCCCACAGCUGGAAGAUCAACAGCAGCCAGAUUGAACAGAUCUGAAGGCAGCAUUUGA
Messenger RNA from Candoia aspera, 1152 nucleotides. Its product is annotated as polymeric immunoglobulin receptor-like. NCBI's taxonomy places the organism in Eukaryota, Metazoa, Chordata, Lepidosauria, Squamata, Candoiidae. The record is from RefSeq and is a predicted model, not a curated record. The transcript has 7 exons. Gene Ontology annotation, molecular function: transmembrane signaling receptor activity. Gene Ontology annotation, cellular component: plasma membrane. Bases 274 to 1152 code for a protein of 292 amino acids.